AUGCGCAUGGUCCACACAUCACGCCCUGUUCUAUUCCAAAAUUGCCCAUUACCUCUGCGUCAAGAAUGGACGGACGAAUACCUUGCCACUACAGUUGGCGAGAUAGAUGUUUCUGUCACGCCUGACGGACGUGCAGAUGCGCUCGUUGACAUCGACGACAAGACCUACUUUGCGGAACCGCUCGUGGAAAGAAUGUCCAUGAAAGAUUUUCUCACACGUCUCGAUAGUAACGACCACACCAAUGAGAUUCUCUAUUUGCAAUCGCAAAACGAUAACCUUGAUUAUGGGUCUAGAAGUGGUACGGGAGACUUUGCAAGGAUCAGAACAGACAUUCCUCCUGAUAUACAUUGGGCUUCUGCUGCGUUGGGCCGGCAACCAGAUGCAGUAAACAUUUGGAUUGGGAGUGACAAGAGUGUAACGAGUGUGCAUAGCGCAGAUCCAUAUGAGAAUGUUUAUGCAGUUAUACGAGGAGCGAAGAUCUUCACCCUUUUCCCUCCAACAGAAGGAUGGUGUUUACAGGAAAGGGAGUAUCCUCACGCCCGGUGGAUUCGAGAUUCGAGCGGCCAACUAUGUCUCAAGCCAACUGCCGACCAGACUGUACGGUGGUCUUCCAUUCGAGACCCCACGGAUCCCCCACCGCUCACUCGCCCUGUCACUGUUUUGGUGAGACGUGGGGAAAUGCUCUACCUACCAGCUGGAUGGUGGCACUAUGUGCAGCAGGUUUCGAGUCGAACGAUUGCCGUGAAUUAUUGGUACGACUUGGAGUAUCAAGGUCACAACUGGCUGUUCCUGAGUUACCUCCGCUCACUCGGGUUGUCUGAUGAGAAAUGA
This is a messenger RNA of Serendipita indica DSM 11827, 831 nucleotides long. The record is from the annotation of a GenBank genome assembly. NCBI's taxonomy places the organism in Eukaryota, Fungi, Basidiomycota, Agaricomycetes, Sebacinales, Serendipitaceae.